Messenger RNA from Lactuca saligna, 1074 nucleotides. The record is from the annotation of a GenBank genome assembly. NCBI's taxonomy places the organism in Eukaryota, Viridiplantae, Streptophyta, Magnoliopsida, Asterales, Asteraceae.
AUGUUGCUGGUGGAAACUAGCUUGUUGUGCAGACAGCCAAGGAUUUUAAGGCUCGUGUAUGCAAAUUCGAGGACUUCAAUACUCCUACUUGCUUAUAAGGUAAAGUUGAUGGAAGAAAGGAAUAUGAAGCUACUUGAUUCAAAUCUUGCAACAUUAUCAGCAAGAUGCAAUAAAGACUUGGAGUUGAAUUUGGCUAAGUCAUUCUUGAGUGAGAUGGGCCAAUGUACAACUGCUUAUCCAUAUAAUCAGCUGCUUGGAGCAUUAGUCUUAAAGAAUUAUGAAAGGCAAGACGCAACUUUACUUAGUUGGAAUUUUAUGUACAGAGCUAGUCCAUCGAAGCCUGCUCCUAUUUCUACACCAAAGAAGUUUACAAAGGCUAGUCCAUCGAAGCCUGAUUCUAUUCCUAUUCAACAGGAAGUUGUUCAACCUGUUCACAAAGAGACUUCUCAAACAACAAAGGUGGUCAUGCCUUCAAAAUAUGGUGUUCUCAAACAAUUAAAGAAAAUGGCUCAUCGGCCUCGUCAUUCACCGGAAAGGCAUGUUAUCGAAGUAGUUUCUGAUUUGUCUCCAUCUUUGUUAGGACAUGAUUUGUGGUUUAUACUUUACUUUUUGUUAGCUUUUAGAGUUCUUAGUCUAGGACCGAAAACACCAUGUUUUUCGUCACCACAGAGGGAAUCUCAAGCCCAGUCAAUUUUUGAGGCAACUAGCAGCCUUGGUAGAAAUGUGGAAACAUUUCAUGUGGACACAACCAUCAAUCUAGGUGAUCGUUUACAAUUUUCCAUCCCUGAGCAGACUUCGGUUAUACCUCCCGAAGUUUCUUCUACCAACUCUAAUAUGGAGGAGGUGCGAACUUCAGGUAUCACUGCAAACAUAUCUGAUAUGGGUGUAAAUGUCAUCAAAGGUGAUGGGGUGUCGACUUCUUUUGCUGUCUCAGCUACUUUCGAAGCUUUCAAUAUUGAUACAACCACUUCGUUGCAACCAUAUGUUUCCCCCACUUUGUUACCUAUUUCUACUUCCCCACCCACUUUUCAAAACAUCCUCAAUCAACCUAUCACAUAUUUGUUUCCCUUGUAA